CUUAUGUAAAUACAAAAGACAAGACAGCACAAUUUCUGCAAAUCUGGCAGUAGUUUGUCAUUUAACAUCACUGCAAAUUGCACUUUGUCAAAAUAUAAGUAAACAGUGACGUCACCAGCAAACAUAAAAGUACAGUCCAGAAACUUACGCUGAAGUGAAAAGCUUCAUGUGGAAGAUGAAGUGGAUAUUCAUUGCGCUAAUGGGAUUCCUCCCCCUGAGCCUGGCUCAAGAUGUACCCCCAAAAGAACCGGAGAUAGAAGUGACGCCAGCAACAUAUAUGGUUACAUCUCCAAAAGUGUUGAGACGCGGCACAGAUCUUGAGAUUGGAGUAACCAUUCUCGCUGAAAGUGGACCAGUGCAAGUUACAGCAACACUUACAAAAGGAAAGGUGACAUAUACGUCAGGCUCUGCAACCAUUGAGAACUCUGCUGUUGUUUCAAUACCUGUUCCUACCAGUGCUGAUGAAGGAGCCUAUACUUUGACAGUAACUGGUUCAGGAGGUUUAACCUUUACUGACUCCGCAACCUUGACCCUUGACCCCCAUAGUGUCUCAGUUUUCAUACAAACUGACAAGGCCAUCUAUAAACCUGAGCAGCUUGUCCAGUUUCGAGUUAUGCCUGUAAAGCCAGACCUUACUCCCCUUGGACUACCUGUGGAUAUACACAUCACGGAUAAGAAUGAUAACAAAAUAAAACAAUGGUUGAAUCAGACAUCAGAUACAGGGAUCAUCUCAAAAUCCCUACAACUUUCGGACCAACCUCCAUUGGGAGACUGGAAGAUAACAGUGAAGGUUUUGGAUGAGAAAACAGAGAAGGUGUUCACAGUGGAGGAAUUUGUGUUACCCAAGUUUGAGGUGAAAAUCAAUCCCAGCAAACCAUAUGUAUUAAAUGGUGGAAAUGAGGAUGACACAGCCAUUUCAGGAAACAUUGAAGCAUUGUAUACCUAUGGAAAGAAUGUGAAAGGCAAAGUAUCUCUGCAGGUGUACUUAAAAAAUAACAGGAAUAAAGUGACAAAAACCUAUAAGAUUGACGGUAAAGUGGCGUUUUCUGUUCCAAUUGCUGAUCUGAAGAGAGUAUCUAGAGAGAAUACUAUUCACUAUUUUGACAUUGUAUGCAUAGCAGAGGUUACAGAAGAUUUGACAAACAUUAAGCUGUCUUCAGAAGAAUUGACAAUACCAAUACAUCAAUAUGGGAUCAAGCUAAAAUUUAUGGAAGCAUCUGCUGAUAAUCUUAGACCUGGAUUGUCCUAUACAGCAUAUGUGAAAGCAUCCAAGCCUGAUGGGUCACCCCUUGAUGCAGGUCAUGGAAAGAGCAUCAAAUUUUCUGCAACAACAAAUUACGAAAAUGAUGGUACUGGUAAAUAUAAAGAAUCCACGACUGUUGACAGCACACAUGUCAUUCCUGAUGCUGGUGUUGUAGUCGUGCCCACUACAGAUAUCGCCAUGGAUAUUAGCUCAAUGCGUUUGGAGGCAACACUGGUGUCAAACCGCAACAUCCGAGCAGAUUCGAAAACUGUUUCGAAAUUUUCGACAAAGACAAAUGCAGGGGUCCAGAUCAGCUUAUUGACGGCACUGGAAAAUAUGAAGAUGGUUGUUAGGUUAAAAGCUGUAUGUGUCACUUUUCUAUACCUAACCCCUAGAAAUGCAAAAGAUACUCUGUUGGUCUAA
This is a messenger RNA of Owenia fusiformis, 1666 nucleotides long. The record is from the annotation of a GenBank genome assembly. Lineage: Eukaryota; Metazoa; Annelida; Polychaeta; Sabellida; Oweniidae.